CCUUUUAUGGUAUGAAGAGAAAAAGGAAUUAGGCCAACAUUUUCUAAAGCAGUGCAUGGAUUACUCCUCGUAUACGAGAGAUCUAGUGCACACCAUGUAUUCAUAUACUCUACUGGCUGAAGACCUGACCACUAUGCGGCAAAUGAUUACGAACAACGGUCUGUCGUCCCCUUCCGUGGUGUCAGGAACCAUCUGGUUUGAUAACAUGACAGAGUUCAUUAACAUCUUAAAAUAUAUUCAGGAUGCAUUGGCCGACAGAAUUGUGCAGUGUGCAAACGAUGAAAACAGCCAGCUGGAGGAACAGAUGACAUUAAGCGCCAUAGAAUUGACUGUGGCUUUAAUCUUGAUACCUAUCGUUGUCAUUCUGGUCGGAAAUAUAGUUAAAAGAAUUCAUAGAUUUUCAACCGACUUACAAGUGAAGACUUCUGAGCUUGAAGAAGAAAGGAAAAGGACUGAGGAGCUUUUGUACCAGUUGUUGCCAAGAACGGUUGCUAGGAAACUAAUGCGAGAAGGAAAUGCAGUUCCGGAAGCCUUUCAUUCGGCUACAAUAAUGUUUUCGGACGUUGUCGGAUUUACAAAAAUAUCGAGUCACAGCACGCCAAUGCAGGUGAUCAGUAUGCUGAACACGUUGUAUUUGACAAUUGAUGGUCGCCUGGAUAGCUUUGGUGUCUAUAAAGUAGAAACAAUAGGUGAUGGGUAUAUGGUCGCAUCAGGGCUGCCAAUGCGAAACGGAGAGAGACACGUAGAGGAAAUCGCUCAACUCUCGUUGGAUUUGCUCAAGACUAUUGGAGAGAUGAAAAUUCCUCAUUUAAGUAACGAGAAAAUGCGCUUAAGGAUCGGUUUUAACACAGGCCCAUGUGUAGCCGGUGUUGUCGGUGUAAGGAUGCCACGAUAUUGUGUGUUUGGUGAUACGGUUAAUACAGCAUCAAGAAUGGAAUCUACUGGAUUGCCUCUUCGUAUACAAAUGACUGAGUCAUCAGCUAUUAUGCUUCGACAACGGGUUGGUUAUUUCAUUACUGAACGCGGAACUAUGGAGGUAAAGGGUAAAGGAUUAAUGCGUACAUAUUGGUUGGAUGGUUAUAAAUCAGCAAAUCCAGAUGAUCUAGUAAGAAAUGGACCUUCAGAACAUAUUGUUAUUGAAGUAAAACAGCAACGAAUGUGACAGUUUCAUAUGUAUCCUCAUCAAUAAUACUGAUAUCAAGUUAUCAAAGAUUCGAUUUAGAUAAUUAUUUCUUGUUUCAAUAUUAUAAGAUUAAUAUUGAAAGCUAGCCUAGCUCAAAACGCCUGUUUAA
Messenger RNA from Mercenaria mercenaria, 1292 nucleotides. Its product is annotated as atrial natriuretic peptide receptor 1-like. The record is from RefSeq and is a predicted model, not a curated record. Gene Ontology annotation, molecular function: peptide receptor activity; guanylate cyclase activity. The coding region runs from base 56 to 1162 and encodes 368 amino acids. Gene Ontology annotation, biological process: intracellular signal transduction; cGMP biosynthetic process; receptor guanylyl cyclase signaling pathway. The transcript has 7 exons. NCBI's taxonomy places the organism in Eukaryota, Metazoa, Mollusca, Bivalvia, Venerida, Veneridae.